GUAGCACAAAAAACAUGUGGAUGACUUGACGAGCCUUGUGUAAGUUAGUCAUAUGUGGUAAUCAUGCACAGAUAAAAACAAAAUUGUAAACAUAACUAGAGGAGAUAUAAUUAAAGAAUUUAUAAAAAUUAGAGAGUGCUAUGUUUUGAGUCAGAUAUGGCCAUAUCUCUGUAUAUAUAUAUGUUUAUCUUCUUCACGUCUCUCAAACCAUUCUCUCAUCUUCUCUUCCUUAAACUCAACAUUCCUUCUUCUUCCAAAUUCACAAACACAUGGCAACGUGCAUCGACACAUGCCGAACCGGAAAGACCCAAGAAGACGAUUGCCGGUUCUAUUGUACCAAGAAUUUCUUCCGACCCGGUUACUCUCUAAACCGGAAGAUCCACCACACCCAAACCGAAGAAGACGACGUCUGGAUCAAGAUGCUUGAAGAAGCCAUGUCCGAUGUCGAGCAAGAACCCAUUUUGUCAGACUACUACUACGCUUCGAUCACAUCUCAUCGAUCAUUAGCUUCUGCUUUAGCUCACAUCCUCUCCGUAAAGCUUAGCAAUUCAAACCUCCAAAGCAAAACACUCUUCGAGCUGUUCAUCAGCGUUUUAGAAGAGAGGCCCGAGAUCAUCGAGUCGACGAAGCGAGAUCUGAUAGCGGUUAAAGAAAGAGACCCGGCUUGUAUUAGCUACGUUCAUUGCUUCUUGGGUUUCAAAGGCUUCCUCGCUUGUCAAGCUCAUCGUAUAGCUCAUCAGCUCUGGAAACAGAAGAGAAAAAUCGUAGCUUUACUGAUCCAGAACAGAGUAUCGGAAGCUUUCGCCGUCGAUGUUCAUCCCGGAGCCGAGAUAGGAAAAGGGAUUUUGUUAGACCACGCGACGGGGGUGGUGAUCGGCGAGACGGCGGUGGUUGGAGACAACGUUUCGAUUCUACACGGCGUGACGUUGGGUGGAACGGGGAAACAGAGCGGUGAUCGGCAUCCGAAGAUAGGCGACGGAGUGUUGAUCGGAGCAGGGACUUGUAUACUGGGGAAUAUUAAGAUCGGAGAGGGAGCUAAGAUUGGAUCGGGUUCGGUGGUGGUUAAGGAUGUGCCGCCGCGUACGACGGCGGUUGGAAACCCUGCGAGAUUGAUCGGUGGGAAAGAGAACCCGAGAAAACUUGAUAAGGUCCCUCCUGGUCUAAGGAUGGACCAGACAUCAUAUAUAACCGAAUGGUCUGAUUAUGUGAUAUAAAAAAAACAAAACAAGUGUAAUAAAUUGGUAACAAAACAAGUGUAAUAAAUUGGUCUUUCUUUCUUUCUUUCUUGUAUAACUGAUGAAUCAAGUCAGAGUGUCAGACUAAUCUUACCAUUUGAAUGAUGAUCUCAUCUUACAAAAGUUA
Molecule: messenger RNA, 1362 nt
Organism: Camelina sativa (false flax)
Lineage: Eukaryota; Viridiplantae; Streptophyta; Magnoliopsida; Brassicales; Brassicaceae
Source: RefSeq, a predicted model, not a curated record